AAUGAAGGGUGGCGAAAGAUGACGCUAUCGAUAUGGCGGCCGCAAUCGGCCUGCUCCGGUACGUGUCAGGCUGCCAGGUAACCUCUGUCCGGGCCCAAGAAGAGAAGCAGCUGUCUUAUUAGUAUUCGUCCUCGCGAGGCAGCGCAGCCGGCCCUCAGGGAGAACAAGCGUUGCGACCAUGGCUUAUCACUCGGGCUACGGAGCCCACGGUUCCAAGCACAGGGCCCGAGCAGCUCCAGAUCCUCCUCCUCUCUUCGAUGACACAAGUGGUGGUUAUUCCAGCCAACCCGGGGGAUACCCAGCCCCAGGAACUGAUGUGGCCUUCAGUGUCAACCAUUUGCUUAGCGACCCAAUGGCCAAUGCAGCUAUGGCCUAUGGCAGCUCCAUUGCAUCCCAUGGAAAGGACAUGGUGAACAAGGAGCUGCACCGUUUUGUGUCUGUGAACAAACUCAAGUACUUUUUCGCUGUGGACACAGCCUAUGUGGCCAAGAAGCUAGUGCUCCUGGUCUUCCCCUACACACACCAGAACUGGGAAGUACAGUACAGUCGAGACGUGCCUCUGCCCCCACGGCAAGACCUCAACGCCCCUGACCUCUAUAUCCCCACGAUGGCCUUCAUCACCUAUGUGCUACUGGCUGGGAUGGCACUGGGCAUUCAGAAAAGGUUCUCCCCAGAGGUGCUCGGCCUAUGUGCGAGCACAGCACUGGUUUGGAUGGUGAUAGAGGUGCUGGCCCUGCUCCUAGGCCUCUACCUGGCUACAGUGCGCAGUGAGCUAAGCACCUUCCACCUGCUGGCCUAUAGCGGCUACAAAUACGUGGGGAUGAUCCUCAGCGUGCUCACCGGGAUGCUGUUCGGCAGUGAUGGCUACUAUGUGGCCCUGGCCUGGACCUCUUCUGCGCUUAUGUACUUCAUUGUGCGUUCUUUUCGGACAGCAACCUUGAGCCCUGACAGCAUUGGUGGUCCUGGCUCCCAACAGCGGGUCCAGCUCUACCUGACUCUGGGAGCUGCAGUCUUUCAGCCCCUCAUCAUAUACUGGCUGACCUUCCACCUGGUCCGGUGACACCCUGGCCCCGAAUGGCACUGCUUUUUCAUACAUUGAAGUUUUGAUUUCUUUCA
Cavia porcellus (domestic guinea pig) is the source of this 1116-nucleotide messenger RNA. It is a transcript of the gene Yif1a, whose product is annotated as Yip1 interacting factor homolog A, membrane trafficking protein. The transcript is spliced from 8 exons. The record is from RefSeq and is a predicted model, not a curated record. Lineage: Eukaryota; Metazoa; Chordata; Mammalia; Rodentia; Caviidae. Gene Ontology annotation, biological process: endoplasmic reticulum to Golgi vesicle-mediated transport. The coding region runs from base 179 to 1060 and encodes 293 amino acids. Gene Ontology annotation, cellular component: COPII-coated ER to Golgi transport vesicle; Golgi membrane; endoplasmic reticulum-Golgi intermediate compartment.